GCACGCCCCUGCCGCAGUUCGGCUCUGGGCUCUGUGGCGACGGCACCGCGGCGACCAUGUCUCUCAACACCGCCUUCCGCGUACUCCAUCAAGGUGAUGCAGCUGAUGCUCUGCUGCGUCUGCAUCGCGCUGGUGGUCUACACGAUCCCGGGCAACUUCUCCGAGUCGGUGCUACAAUACAUCACGUACGGCGGCUACAUCAUUAUCGUCAUCGGUGCCAUCGUCGGCCUGGCCACCAGGGACCCCAUACCAAAGAAAGUGGAGCUGGUGUUCCUGCUGACGGCGGUGGUGCUGCAAGUGGCGGCGGGCAGCUGCUGCAUCCACCACGCGCGCCGCCGCACCUCGUGGCCGGCGCACUACUCCAACGGGCGCGACGUCAGCUACGCGUGCGGCUCGCUCGCCAUCAUCAACGCCGGCUUCUUCCUGCUGGACGCUGUGCUCGCCGUCUUCGAGGACGAGGAGUACCGCGUCGCCUCGCAGCGCGGCUAGGCCGGCCCGCCGCACUCCGGAGCUUGCUUCACUACUCUAUCUUACGAAGCCAGUCAGCUUCUUGUCUCUUUGUCUCUUCUUUCCCGUGACAAUGACUGCAUCAGACAUUUGCAUGUUCCUUGAAGACCAGGCGUACAAGUACUCUGUAUCACAGUUGUGAACUGGACCGGAAAUCGAAUGCGAGGAAAUUUAUUGUUCGCGACAAAUCCGAGUUCUCUUCGUGGCACUUUCGCGACGUCAUAUUUACUUCGACAGAUCUUGCUUCGAUUUCCGAUCUGGUGUAGAAUAUAUUGUGCCAGCAACAGAAGAAAUUUCAAGGUGCUGAAGCUACCUCACUGAAUACUGCUGAGUAUUAAUGUGAAAAUAAAAAUCGUUGUUAUACGACGUUUUGAUUCAGUAAAAGUUUCAUGUUACUGGUCACUAAAAUUAUGUGUUCGCUUGUACACGUCAUUUCCUACCAAAUAAUUACUAGUGUAUUGUCAUUCCUUAUCACCUACUAACAACAGUAUUAUACUUCAUUUUUAAAAUAAAUUAAAUUUUGUUGUACUAUAAAAUAAACCUCGA
This is a messenger RNA of Schistocerca cancellata (South American locust), 1053 nucleotides long. RefSeq lists its product as uncharacterized. The coding region runs from base 97 to 489 and encodes 130 amino acids. Lineage: Eukaryota; Metazoa; Arthropoda; Insecta; Orthoptera; Acrididae. Gene Ontology annotation, biological process: septate junction assembly. The record is from RefSeq and is a predicted model, not a curated record. The transcript is spliced from 3 exons.